Messenger RNA from Harpia harpyja (harpy eagle), 3011 nucleotides. RefSeq names its product synaptotagmin 17 (gene SYT17). Gene Ontology annotation, biological process: regulation of dopamine secretion; cellular response to calcium ion; regulation of calcium ion-dependent exocytosis. Gene Ontology annotation, cellular component: membrane. Lineage: Eukaryota; Metazoa; Chordata; Aves; Accipitriformes; Accipitridae. Gene Ontology annotation, molecular function: syntaxin binding; phosphatidylserine binding; clathrin binding. The record is from RefSeq and is a predicted model, not a curated record. The coding region runs from base 565 to 2016 and encodes 483 amino acids. The transcript has 8 exons.
AUAAUAUUCCAAGGGUGUCUUUGUGAAUAAAACACUGGCUUGCAAUGCCUUCUUCCUUUACUGUAGAUUUUCUCUGUGACUUGGGGGAAGUGGCUGUAGUGCAGAUUUUCAAACUGGAGUGCGUGACUCCAGUUUUAAGCACUUAACUCCUGUUUUUCGUAAUCUUCAAGUCGCAUCUGAGGAUGAGACUGAAGAUGCCCAGCUACCUCAAGUCAUGUGUACACAAUGGAGAAUAUUCAGAGUGUGGCCCUUCCUAGGAAUGUUGCUUUUAACAAGUUGGCAUUGAAACUAGGUUUAUAUGGGCCGAAUCUGGAGGAAAGCCUUUUUUUCCACUGUGGCAUCUAACUGGAAAAUUUGGAUAUGGUUUGCUGUCAGCAGCAAGUAGUUGCUGCAAUUAGAGACACGUUAUUAAAGAAAAGAAAAUAAGUGGUUGCAUGUGAUAGCCCAUUAGCAAGGGGCAAUGAGCAGGGUUUUCAUGCUCCAGGAUCGGUUUGGGAAUUUCACUCCUGGGGAAGGAGGAGCAGAGGGAGCUUGGUGGGGAAGGACUGGAAACAGCAGAAGCUGAUGCCUGGUCAGGAGACCUCUCCUUCCUCUAACAUCUACAAGUUGGAACCAAUAAAUGAGGGUCUGCUCGCUAGAAUCUCGGAUCUCUUGCUGUGCCGGUGGACUUGUAGAAAUUGUUGUCAGAAGUGUUUCGACUGUAGCUGUUGUCAAACAAAUGAAGAUGAAGUUGAAAUCCUGGGACCUUUUCCUGCUCAAACUCCAGCCUGGCUGAUAAACAGCCAAAAUGAGGACAAAGAUGGAGACUCUGAUAAUACAAUCAGUGAGCUGCCUCCCACUCUUCAGCAUGUUUCCCCUGACAGAAGGCGGUCGUCUUCAGAUGCAUCACGGUCCGCUUACAGCCUCACGAGGCGGAUUUCAAGUUUAGAGUUGAGGAGGCCAAGUUCUCCGUUAAUUGACAUUAAACCUAUCGAGUUUGGAAUAAUAGGAGCUAAGAAAGAAGUAGUUCAGCCAACUGUCCUGCGAAAAACCUAUACCCCAGAUGACUAUUUUAGAAAAUUUGAACCAAGACUCUACUCUCUUGACUCAAAUAGUGAUGAUAUGGACUCCUUGACAGAUGAGGAGAUCUUAUCAAAGUAUCAACUGGGCAUGCUGCAUUUUAGCACGCAGUAUGAUCUUUUGCAUAAUUAUCUAAUAGUGCGAGUCAUUGAGGCUAAAGAUCUGCCUCCUCCAAUUUCUUACGACGGUUCAAGGCAAGACAUGGCUCACUCCAACCCCUACGUGAAGAUCUGCCUUCUUCCUGAUCAGAAGAACUCCAAGCAGACUGGAGUGAAACGCAAAACGCAGAACCCCGUGUUUGAAGAGAGGUACACAUUUGAAAUCCCCUUUUUAGAAGCCCAGAGAAGAACUCUGCUUUUAACCGUAGUGGAUUUUGACAAAUUCUCACGCCAUUGUGUUAUUGGCAAAGUGUCAAUGCCCUUGAGUGACGUAGACCUUGUGAAAGGCGGACACUGGUGGAAAGCCCUUGUGCCUAGUUCUCAGAAUGAAGUGGAGCUAGGAGAGCUGCUGUUGUCACUAAACUACCUACCCAGCGCGGGAAGACUGAACGUGGACAUCAUUAGAGCAAAACAGCUUCUUCAGACAGACAUGAGCCAGGGUUCAGAUCCUUUUGUGAAAAUUCAGCUUGUUCAUGGAUUAAAAUUAACAAAAACCAAGAAGACCUCCUGCAUGCGGGGGACGAUAGAUCCCUUCUACAAUGAGUCCUUCAGCUUCAAGGUUCCACAGGAAGAACUGGAGAAUGCCAGCCUAGUGUUCACAGUGUACGGGCACAACGUGAAGAGCAGCAACGACUUCAUUGGGAGGAUCGUGAUCGGGCAGUACUCGACAGGUGCCCCCGAGUCCAACCACUGGCGCCGGAUGCUCAACGCGCACCGGACGGCCGUGGAGCAGUGGCACAGCCUGCGGUCCCGGGAGGAGUGCGACCGUGUCUCUCCGGCAUCCCUGGAGGUAACAUGAGGUGGGGGACUAACAGCAGCCAGACCAAGCAAGCGGACGAGGAAAAAAAAAAUAAACCACCGACCGAAACACCCCACCUCACACCCUACACGCACCCCACAGCAGCUCCGUUGGAUUGAAGCGGCUGCCGGCACCCAACCAGCCGCGCUGGCCUCGGCGAACCACGUCCCGCCGGGUCCUGGCCGUUCCCCUGGGGCCACCAGUGGCCCGGCUGGCCGGCCCUCUCGCUGCUCGCACCCGGCACCGCUCAGCUGUUUGCGUCCCACGUGGUGGAGCGCGUGGCCGGGCUGCGCGUGGAGGUGCCGCGGGAAGCGCUGAGCGGGUGGAGGAGUUGGGAGUUGCCUCCGCCGUCCUUCCAGUCCAAAUCCAUGGCUCAUCCUCUCGGAGAUAUAAGUACCCGUGUGCUCUCGUUGGUGAACGUGGUAAUUAGGCUAGAAUAUUUUUUUAAACGGUAGAACCUGUGGUGAAAUCGAUUCUGACUCCAGUUUUGUCCUUGUACUAGUUGCAACAGAAUUAAGCUCCUGUUCGUACGUACGCGUGCAUUUGUGUGCUGGGGCACACGUGUGGCCGUGCAGCCCCGCGUCAAACGGAUCCGAUGUCACGUCAGCGGUGAGACCUGCCACUCUCGAUAGCAGUCUGUGUGCGUCAAGUAGAUACAGUAAUGAUAUAGCAAAGUAAACAUUUCCAAUAGCAUUUGUACCAGGAAAGCCAGCUCGUGUCUUUUCAAACCUGUGUUGUGCAAAAGAAACCUGCUGCGGGGACUUUUGCAAUUAAGAAGACCCAAAAUACACAAUUUUAAUUCUCUCACAGACUGCAGUGGCUCUUUCUGUGUUGUGUGUGUUAACCCAGGUAGUUCUCCAGGCCACCAAGUGAACUUAGCUACGGUCAAGCUGUCCUGUUGGUUGCUUCUGUACAUUUUAUUUUUUCACAGCAUAUUGUCUGGUAUGAUGCAGAUUGUAUAUUUAUUGAAAAUAAAAUUCUAUUUAAUUGUGCCA